CUGUCAGGCGGCGUUUGGCUGCUGCACACCCAGAAGUGCUGGGAAGCCGCUGUCGGAGGAGACUAAGCGAAAGACUUAGGUUCUCUUGCAGAUGUAGCGGGGCGGUUACAGAGGCGGUGCGGAGAACCUGAGGUCAUUGCAGAUUUCCCAGAGGACUGAGCCUCUUGCACCCUACGACCUGGCCGGAAGUAGCCACCUUCGGGUUCGGGCCGCUGUCAGGAUUAACAGUUUAGAGGAUCAAGAUGUUGACCAAUUUGAGGAUAUUUGCAGUGAAUCAUCAGAAAAUGUACAGUUUGUACAUUAAUAAUAUGUGCUGCUGUAAAAUACAAUCAAGUUUAAAACCAUCAAAGCCAGAUGGGAGAAAUUACAGUUCCCUACCAGGUUUACCAGGAAAUGAUAUCAAGUCCCUUCAUUCCAUCAUUAAUCCUCCUAUAUCUAAAAUCCGUAAUAUUGGAAUUAUGGCUCACAUUGAUGCAGGCAAAACUACCACUACAGAAAGAAUGUUGUACUAUUCUGGAUACACAAGAUCACUAGGAGAUGUUGAUGAUGGAGACACAGUGACAGAUUUCAUGGCUCAAGAGCGAGAAAGAGGCAUUACUAUCCAGUCUGCUGCUGUUUCGUUUGAUUGGAAGGGUUAUCGAGUCAAUCUCAUUGACACACCAGGUCAUGUGGACUUUACCUUGGAGGUUGAGCGCUGCCUAAGAGUGUUGGAUGGUGCGGUAGCUGUAUUUGAUGCCUCUGCUGGUGUAGAGGCCCAAACUCUCACAGUGUGGAGGCAAGCAGAUAAAUACAAGAUACCUCGGAUUUGCUUUUUAAACAAGAUGGACAAAACUGGAGCAAGUUUUAAGUAUGCAGUUGAAAGUAUCAGAGAGAAGUUGAAGGCAAAGCCUCUACUUUUACAGUUACCAAUUGGUGAAGCCAAAACUUUCAAAGGAGUGGUAGAUGUAGUAAAUAAAGAAAAGCUUCUUUGGAAUUCUAAUUCAGAUGAUGGAAAAGACUUCGAGAGAAAACCCCUCUUGGAAAUAAGUGACUCUGAAUUGCUGAAGGAGACGAUUGAAACAAGGAAUGCCUUAAUUGAGCAAGUUGCAGAUUUGGAUGAUGAAUUUGCUGACUUGGUUUUAGGUGAAUUUAGUGAAAAUUUUGAUUUGCUACCAGCUGAAAAGCUGCAGACUGCAAUACACAGAGUGACGCUGGCUCAGACAGCGGUGCCUGUGCUGUGUGGGAGUGCCCUGAAGAACAAAGCAGUGCAGCCCUUGUUAGAUGCUAUUACUAUGUAUUUGCCUUCGCCUGAAGAAUGCAACUGUGACUUUCUGGAGUGGUAUAAGGGUGACUUAUGUGCACUGGCAUUUAAAGUUCUCCACCACAAGCAGCGAGGACCGCUGGUCUUUAUGCGUAUUUACUCAGGCACACUAAAGCCCCAGUCAGCUAUCUACAAUAUUAAUGGAAAUUGCACGGAGAGAAUAAGUCGUCUGCUUUUGCCAUUUGCUGACCAACAUAUAGAAAUCCCUUCACUAACUGCUGGUAACAUUGCUUUGACUGUUGGGCUUAAACAGACUGCCACCGGAGACACCCUUGUCUCCUCCAAGUCCAGUGCAUUGGCUGCAGCUCGGCGAGCUGAGAGGGAGGGAGAAAAGCAGCAGAGACAAAGCAGUGCAGCAGAGAGACUACUCCUAGCUGGGGUGGAGAUCCCAGAACCAGUCUUCUUCUGUACCAUCGAGCCCCCGUCAGGGGCUAGACAGCCAGGUACAGUGUUGGUGUAUCAGUGGUUAGUGCUCUGCUUGAUCCACUCUGGACAGACUGUGCUGUGUGGUAUGGGAGAGUUACAUAUUGAGAUUAUUCAUGACCGAAUCAAGCGGGAAUAUGGCUUGGAGACCUACCUGGGGCCUCUCCAGGUGGCUUACCGAGAGACCAUCCUCAACUCGGCUCAGGCCACAGAUACCUUAGACAGAAUUUUAGGAGACAGACAGCAUCUCGUGAGUGUAGAGCUGGAAGCAAGGCCAGGCGAGACACCCUCUGUCACACCAAUGAUUGAGUAUGCUGACAGUGUCAGCAGAGACCUGUUGAAGGACUCCCAGGAGGCUGUUGAAAAUGGAAUUCACAGUGCAUGCCUCCAAGGACCCUUGCUUGGAUCCCCCGUUCAGGAUGUGACGAUUAUAUUACAUUCACUGGCAAUUCAUCCUGGUACCUCUGCAACUAUGAUUUCUGCCUGUGUCUCAAGAUGUGUACAAAAGGCCCUGAAGAAAGCUGACAAACAGGUUUUGGAGCCUCUGAUGAAUCUUGAGGUUAUAGUGCCUAGAGAUUAUCUCAGCCCUGUGCUAGCAGAUCUAGCACAGAGAAGAGGGAACGUUCAGGAGAUCCAAACUCGCCAAGACAAUAGAGUUGUUAUUGGAUUUGUUCCCUUAGCAGAAAUUAUGGGUUAUUCAACUGUGCUUCGAACAUUAACAUCAGGCUCAGCAACUUUCGCUUUAGAAUUAUCUACUUAUCAUGCUAUGAAUCCUCAAGACCAAAAUAUACUGCUCAACAAGAGAAGUGGUACAACAUAAGUGUUUAGGCCCUUGGAAAUGGAAAGAAAUUCAGGAACUGUACCAUCUGCUUCAUUUUCAGGAACAACAGUUUUAUGUACUGGGCAAAUACAUCUUUCUCAUCUAGUUCUUUGUACCAAAAUAGUAAUGUAACUUGAAAACAGACAAUGAGAACCUGCCCAUUCUAAUUAUGAAAAUCACUUUUUUUAAGCUUCUCUUAAAAGGAAGAAAGGUGCCAGACUUGUA
This is a messenger RNA of Fukomys damarensis (Damara mole-rat), 2768 nucleotides long. It is a transcript of the gene Gfm2, whose product is annotated as GTP dependent ribosome recycling factor mitochondrial 2. Gene Ontology annotation, biological process: ribosome disassembly; mitochondrial translation. The transcript is spliced from 21 exons. NCBI's taxonomy places the organism in Eukaryota, Metazoa, Chordata, Mammalia, Rodentia, Bathyergidae. Bases 243 to 2543 code for a protein of 766 amino acids. The record is from RefSeq and is a predicted model, not a curated record. Gene Ontology annotation, cellular component: mitochondrion. Gene Ontology annotation, molecular function: GTP binding; GTPase activity; translation elongation factor activity.